Molecule: messenger RNA, 3664 nt
Organism: Pseudophryne corroboree (corroboree frog)
Lineage: Eukaryota; Metazoa; Chordata; Amphibia; Anura; Myobatrachidae
Gene: TTLL12
Product: tubulin tyrosine ligase like 12
Exons: 14
Coding region: 70-1962 (630 amino acids)
Biological process (GO): protein modification process
Cellular component (GO): cytoplasm
Source: RefSeq, a predicted model, not a curated record
CAGCUUCCUCCUCCCGCAUGCUCAGUCGGUCAGACCCCGUCCCAGGCAGCAGCAGGCGGUGUAGGCAGUAUGGCCGAGCCCGGCUCCCAGAAGCAGGAUGAGAGUUACUCUCAGUUCGUGGCUCUGCACCAGGCGGCGCUCACUGCGUCCGGGGUCCCCCCGCUGUACUGGGGGAGUCUGUACUGCAAGCUGGAGGGGGAGAUUUUCGAUGCUGGGGAAAUGUUCGGAAUAAUGCAGGUGGAGGAAGCUGAGGAGGAGGAGGAAGAGGAGGAUGAAGAAAGGGAGAUGAAGAAGAAGCAAAACCCAGGCAACGAGAUGUCUUUCAAAGUCAUUGUCACCAACGAGAACGGUCUAAGUGCCUCUGAUCCAAACAGCAUUUUCCUCAUUGACCAUGCCUGGACGUACCGUACGGAGCAUGCCCGUCAGCAGCUGAUCGAGGUUCCUGGCCUCCUACAUCGCAUGGCCAACCUCAUGGGGAUUGAGUUCCAUGGGGAACUUCCGGAUGAGGAGGUGGUUGAGGAUGUUCUGAAGGAGAUGUGGAAGUAUAACCAGACGUACCAGCUCUCACAUGGGUCUGCAGAGGAGAAGCUCCCAGUCUGGUACAUUAUGGAUGAAUUUGGGUCCAGGAUUCAGCAUUCAGAUGAGGCGACAUUUCACAUGGCUCCUUUUUAUUACCUCCCCCAUCAGCUGGCAUAUACCAUACUGUGGCCACUCAGGGACAUGAGCAAUGGAGAGGAGGUUACCCGUGACUACGCCUAUGGAGAGGCCGAUCCCUUAAUAAGGAGCUGUCUGCUUCUUCCGUGGCAGCCAUUGGAUCUAGGCCACAUUAGCCACCAAACCCCAGAACCGUCUGAAGCUCAUUACCAGGCUAUAUUUGAGGAGAAUAAGGAGACGUUGCCUCUUCCUGUGGAGCCUUCAAUACACGACAAGAAUAAAGUCUUCAAAGUUUACACAGAUAUGCAGCAAGUGCUGAGCGGCGUGAACCACCCCCGAUUUGUGUUCACCAACGAUGAGAAAGAGGCGGACAUUCUCUUCAUCUUUUCUCACAUUAAGGAUUAUAGAACCUUCAGCGCCGAGAGACCUCACGUCCUGCUCAGCCAAUUCCCGUGUGAGAAUCUCCUGACUGUUAAGGAUUGCCUGGCAUCCAUUGCCCGAAGGGUUGGCGUGGCUGAAGGUCCAAAAUGGCUGCCACGCACUUUCAAUCUGAAGACCGAACUUCCGCAGUUUAUUAACUACUUUAAGCAACGCGAACAGCGGGGGGAAGACAAUCACUGGAUCUGCAAGCCGUGGAACCUGGCCAGGAGUCUGGAUACACACGUUACAACCAACCUGCCUUACAUCAUCCGCCAGAGAGAGAGCACGCCGAAGGUUGUUUCCAAGUACGUGGAGGAUCCAGUGUUAUUUAAGCGUGACGACAUUGGGCUGGUGAAAUUCGACAUCCGUUACAUAGUUCUUCUCCGCUCAGUGUGUCCUCUGAAGCUCUACGUCUACGAUGUCUUCUGGCUCCGAUUCGCUAACAGGCCAUUUGCACUUAAUGAUCUGGAUGACUAUGAGAAACAUUUCACAGUUAUGAAUUAUGCUCCGAAUGUGCAGUUGAAGCAGAUUCAUUGUGAGGAAUUUGUAACCAUGUUUGAAAAGCAGUAUCCGGACUAUCCGUGGAAAUCUAUAGAGGCCGAAUUGUUCAAAACCUUUGGAGAACUCUUCAGAGCAGCUGCAUCCAAGCCUGCUCCGCUUGGCAUCGGUAACUACCCGUCGUCCCGUGCCAUCUACGCCAUUGACCUCAUGCUGAAGUGGGACACUGAUGGAGAAGGUAAACGGGUGAUGCAACCGCAGAUUCUAGAAGUGAACUUCAACCCGGACUGCGCCAGGGCCUGUAAAUACCACCCGUCCUUCUUCAACGAUGUCUUUAGCACGCUGUUCCUAGAUGAAACCAGCAAUUGCCACAUGACUGCCAUCCUAUAACUACAUCCUGGCGUUUUGCAGAAAAUGUGCUUCCUAGACUUUAUACAACCAGCAAUAUCCAAAUACAGGCUGUCACAGUCCUCUCUGUAGGUCAUGUCUCCUAUUACUGUAUAUAUCGCUUUACUCUCCGCUUGGCAGAUAUAAAUCCGAAAAUAUUAUCUACCACUAAAUAUUCUUAUUAGUACAGAAGGGCGGUGAUCUAUGGGCAAUGUCUGCAUUACCAGGUACAGUCCCAGCAGUGCUGAUACCGUAUCCAUCUGUAAGAGGUCCUAUUGACUAUUGCACUAACCGUCUAUUUACCCACACACCGCGAUAAGGAGGAAGAACAUACACCACCCUGACUUAUACCUGGACCUACCAUGAGUCCUUACUGUGCUUCAGCUGAUUACCAGGUUGUUACGUCUCCCUAAAGUCCACCGCUUAAUUAUUAUUUGCAUAAAGGGGAACUCCACCCCUGGCAAACUCACAGUUUCCCAACAUCUGCCAUUACAGUCCAGGUUUUAAGGAUAUCCAUGUUUGAGUCCAGAUGGUUAAAUCAAAUUGACUGCGGUACUAACCAAGUCACUUUUGCUGAAGCAUGGAUAUCCUUGAAACCUGGACUAUAAUGGCUGAGUUUGGGAAACUGUUCUAGGCGUUGGCGAUGGGAUCCGGUCUGAAAGUCGACACUAGGUCGACAAUGUUUGAGUGGACCACUGACCACAGUGAUGGAAUGUCGACAUGGUUCCUAGGUCACCAUGGUCUAUGUCGACAGUUCACAAGGUCGACAUGAGUUGUUGUUUAAAAAAAAUAAAAAUCUUUUUAUUAAAUUUUUCAUACGUAAUGAUCCAUGUGGACUGCGAUUGGGAAUAGUAACCUGUGCGGAGCGCAGCGAGGCACCUUGCCCGAAUCAUGGCAAGCGAAGCGAGCCAUGCGAGGGGACACGGUGCACUAAUUCGGCUUCCCGGUCACUGUAUGGAGUAAACGACACCAAAAAAAACGUUAAAAACUCAUGUCGAUCUUUUGAACUGUCGACAUAGAACUUGUCGACCUAGUUCCUGUCGACCUUCAGUGGUCGACUCACAUUGUCGACCUAGAUAGUGUCGAUUCUAUGAUCCACACCCAUUGACGAUCCCCCCUCAGGGUAGCAGAAAUGUGGGAUCCCUUUCCCUUUAUUGUUACAUCAAUACAGCUACUUACAUGCCUGUACUCUGCUAGCAGUUGGCAAAGCAGAGGAGUGUAUAGACCCAAGGAGAGUGUCCGCAGAGGGAGGCACCUAAAGCCGGCUGAGUCUGUCCAACUCCGGUAUAAGAGCUGGGAUCCCAUCACUCUGCUUCCUGGGAGAACCGUUCCCUUGGGUGGAGUUCUGCUCUCCGUUAAGGCAUUGGGCUAAUGUAAUGUUAUGUUGCAGGCUGGGGAUCAUCACAGCGGUGAGGGCAUUUGAAGCGUACAAGAGCCAGAAUGAUCAUCAAGGCUAGGAAACGGCCGUGGUGCAUCUCUUUACGCCUCCUAUACAGCAGUUAUUUAAAAUACCAAAAAGUAAAAAAAACAAAAGUUAACGAUUUUCGCUUUGUUCCUCCUAGUGAUCUUACACGCCUCAACACAACAAUCUCUGCCUCUCCCACUCACACCUGCUUCUUGCUUCGUCCCAGCAAAUACGCCAAGUUGUCCGCUUCUGUUUCCACUGCAGAAUUUUUUUUUAAAUAAAAGGAACUUGUUUGUUGUC